Molecule: messenger RNA, 537 nt
Organism: Rhinolophus ferrumequinum (greater horseshoe bat)
Lineage: Eukaryota; Metazoa; Chordata; Mammalia; Chiroptera; Rhinolophidae
Gene: SPMIP9
Product: testis expressed 37
Exons: 3
Coding region: 1-537 (178 amino acids)
Cellular component (GO): cytoplasm
Source: RefSeq, a predicted model, not a curated record
AUGGCAGGUGUGGUGUACCCCAGACAGGCCCCUGUGGAUUUAGACAUAUAUCAAAGCACCUAUAUGGUCAACUAUAAACCCUUUGGGAAGCACAAGUAUUCCAGGGUCACACCGCAAGAGCAAGUGAAGCUAGAGAAACAACUCCGGGAAAAAGAGUUUUAUAGGCCCAUCCCCAACCCCAACCCCAAGCUAGAGGAUGGAUACCCCACCUUCAAAAGACCCCACAUGACUGCCAAAGACCUGGGGAACCCCGGUUUCUUCCCAUCACUGGACCGUGUGACCACAGCAGAGGACGAACACAGCAGGUUCACCAGCAUCUGCCCGUCCGUGUACCCAGUUCUGUACGUGCCCCAGGGCGGUCGGCACCGGGCCCACCAGAGUGUCCACUUCCCUUGCCUCCUGGAGCCCGAGCGCCAACCUGCUGCAGAAGAGGGCAAAGGUUACUUUCUGUUGCCUGGUUGCCUCUGUCCUUAUCACUAUACAGUCAGGGUCCCUAUCUUGAACCGAUGGGGACCCCUGAUGCCAUUUUACCAGUAG